AUGUCAGACAACAUAAAUCGAGAUCUUGUCCAAUGGCUGGAGCCAAGAAUAUUUCCUCUCACAAAAGAAAAGACGCAAAAUACGCAUUUGUAUUAUCAGUGGUCAUCUAAUAACCGUGAUAAUCCCCGUGAACCUUAUCAACAUAUGACAACACUUCAUCAAUACCUGCAAAAUAUUGGGGAGUAUCUUCUAGAAACCGAAGAAAGCGAAUUUGAAUAUGUUCCGAAGAAUGUGCUUUGCUCGGCUAUUGAUGUUUUGGUUACAAGUGCUUCUGGUAAUGAAUUAUCAAAGGCCAAAUUAUAUUGUGAUCUCUUUAAUGAACUUACCGAUCAAGCAAAUAGCGCAAAUAAAGCUUUUUAUGAUGAACGUGAUAGAGCAGCCGCUGAUGCACCUGCUCAAAAUCAAAAUCGUCCAAAUCGAAGUAAUGACCGUGACGAGGACGAAUUUGAUAUUGAUUCAUUUAUUGACGGUGUACAAUUCUCAUCAAACUAG
Messenger RNA from Entrophospora candida, 492 nucleotides. Lineage: Eukaryota; Fungi; Glomeromycota; Glomeromycetes; Entrophosporales; Entrophosporaceae. The record is from the annotation of a GenBank genome assembly.